Molecule: messenger RNA, 1170 nt
Organism: Helianthus annuus (common sunflower)
Lineage: Eukaryota; Viridiplantae; Streptophyta; Magnoliopsida; Asterales; Asteraceae
Exons: 4
Coding region: 1-1170 (389 amino acids)
Source: RefSeq, a predicted model, not a curated record
AUGGUGGUGAAGCUGGAUGUUUUCGGGCCACUUGAUGUUAUUGCAGGAAUAUCUUGUGACCAUAUACCUUCUAUUAUGGAUUGUUUCGGUGCUGAAAUAUCUGUAUCAAUUGUUGAACGUUGUUUCUUGAGGGUCAUCAUGCCACCCAGAUUCCUUCGCGGUAGAGGCAAAGGACCCGUGUCAGGUCAUGAUCACGAGGCCGGGCUGUCGCAUCGACGUACUCCUUCCAUCACCAUGAGCACCAGCCCGCAAGAGCCAUGGAGGCUCUAUAUUGAACAUGGAAGGCGAUCUGUAUCCCUUAGCUCCUCUCCUUCGUACCAACACUCUUUUGGGCCCCAUUCAGAAAACGAGCCCAACAACCAGCCGCCAGCUUUCAUACCUCUUCAGAGAUCCAACUCUCAUCACUCUUUUGGCGACCCAACACCCGUUUUCCAAAGCCGAUUUAACCCGGCUAACCUUUUGCCAGAACCCGUGGGUUUCAACCCACUUGGACCAGAAGACCACUUUUCAGGGGAAAACGACAUGGAUGAGGAUACUGACCCCGUGGAGCCUGCAUCAGGAACGCCGAAUCAUCCCAUUGAGAUCUCAGAUGGGUCGUCAUUCCAUGGAUCGCCAUACCGCGGACCGGACAGUUUUAUGGAGAAAUUCAACCAGUAUGAUUGGUAUUUCACCCCGUCUGAGCACUCGCAUCACAAGCAGCAACAGGAUCCUUCGGAGGAAGAGGACCCAUAUAAUGGUGGUCCGUCAAGCCCUAUACCAGAUGUCAACUCAGUACCUGUGGUACCACCUUUGGGUUUCGAUAACCCGAUUCCUGCGUAUGCUGGGUCAGCGGCAUACAACCCAUUCGAGCAGCCGGCGCACACCCACUACAACUACAACUACGGUUAUGCGGAGGUAGAUCCGUACCAAGUAGCUCGGGAUUACAAUGCCCUUCAUCCUGAAGGACCAUAUGGAGGGCCAUGGACUACUGGUUACCCGACUUAUGGGUACCAGCAUCAGCCACCUCCUCCACCGGUGUAUCAGCCGCCACAGCCACAGAUUCAGCAGGAAGUCCUUGAGAGGCUAAACCAAGUUGAACAAGAAGUUCGUGAAGACCGCAGAGAGCGGCAAGGUUUCUUCAAAGGGCUGUCAGACUUGCUUAAGGGGAAGUCGAAGAGGAGGGGUCAUUGA